Messenger RNA from Colletotrichum phormii, 567 nucleotides. RefSeq lists its product as uncharacterized. NCBI's taxonomy places the organism in Eukaryota, Fungi, Ascomycota, Sordariomycetes, Glomerellales, Glomerellaceae. The record is from RefSeq and is a predicted model, not a curated record. Bases 1 to 567 code for a protein of 188 amino acids. The transcript has a single exon.
AUGUCUCUCGACCCCUUCGACGACGUCCUCACCCUAGAAGACCAAUUCUUCUCAGAAGGCUUCCGCCAAGGCACCCAAGACGGCAUCCAAGCAGGCAAAAUCGAGGGCCGCUCCGUCGGCCUCGCAAAGGGCUACGAGAAAUUCUACGAGAGCGGCAGGAUACACGCCCGCGCCGUCGUAUGGGCCAACAGACUUUCCCUGCCUCAGAAGAACAGCAGCACCACCACCACGGCAAAGUCUCUAAGCUCCGGUUCUUCGGCGGCGGCCUCGGUCUCGGCCGAACAACCUCACCCAUCAACAGAGUCAUCAAAUUCACAAAAGACUUGCUCCCUACCGCCGCUGGCAUCCAACGCGAGACUAGAAAAGAACGUCACGACGGCGUUUGCGCUGGUCGAGCCGGACACGCUAUCCAAGGAGAACAGCGACGAGGCCGUCAACGACUUUGAUGAUAGGUUGAAGAGGGCGCAGGGCAAGGUCAAGAUUAUUGAGCGCAUGACGGGUGAGGCGGUUUCUGCGCCAGAGGCUGCUGCUGCUUAUGUGAAGGUCCCGGAGGCCAAGGAGAUUUGA